UUUUUUUUAUUUGCUUGGUGCCUUUUACUGUCAGCCAGUCUCUUCCACCUGUUACGCGAGUAUCUUUGUAUCAUUCGCCUUCGUUACCGUGUCUGUACCUGGUUUGAGACUGGCUUGUGCUUCAGUCCAGGUUUGUUCAUUAUCAGCUCCAGCUGUCGCUUGUUAUAGUUGGAUACUCCAAGAGAUUUCACAAGCCCGGCGUCUUUGCAAGCCUCCAAAGCCUGACAGAGGUAAAAACAGGGCACAGCCAGAAAGCAACAAGUUCAACUUUGGACCAACUGUGUAUUUGAUAGGCACAUAACACAGGCGGCUGUCAGAGGUAUGGUUCUUGACCCGAGCCCAUGUUUAUGACAAAACGUCAAUUUUUUGCGUUUAGCAUUGUCUGUCGAAAAUCAAGUAAACUGAUUAAAGCUGAUCUUUAUAGUCAAAUAACAAAUAAUCAAUGUUUAUAUAUUAGUGGGUUGAGAGAAAGAGAACGAGUGAGUGAGAGAGAGAAUGUGACUAGAAAGACCUCAUGAAUAUGCAAAUUUCUGAAUUGUGGGUUUGACAGUAACAGUUUGACAGUAACAGUUUUCAAACUCAGUUUUGCACAUUGAUCACACACGGUUCAGCAAUAUGUGAAGGUCAGGGGCUCGUUUUAUUCUUGAAUAGCAAGUAGAGGGUAAGUCUCACCUCCCAUGUUGCACAGAGGUCAGUCUCGUGAUAGAUAUAUUUCCCACUGUCAUCUUUGGGGUAGAAUGUUUCCCCUGGCUUCAGAAAAUAAAAGUAAUUUUGUAAAAAUGACUGAGGAGAAAUAUCUUUGGCAGUAAUGCAAUGUUUACAAAAGACAAGCCAUGUUUUUCGUCAACAGGUACAGAGGAACUUGUUUUUACCUUGAAGGCAGUCGGCAUUUCCACUAUAUAGAGGUCAACAUAGUCCAGCUGUAACGUCUUCAACGUUUGCUCAAGUGCAGGUCGCACUAAUUCAGGAGGAUGGAAUGUGUUCCACAACUGCAUGAGACAAAACAAAAGCUCUAACAUGUUACAGUAAGUUUAGCGUUCGCCGCCGUGUAGCCAGUAAGCUGUAACUUCAAAGACAAACAAACCUUCCCACAGUAGAAGAUGUCUUCUCUCUUCACGGUUCCAUCUGCAAUUUUGUCCCUUAUCGCUUGUCCCACCUCAUGCUCGUUGAAAUAGACCAAAGCCCCAUCGAUGUGCCGGUACCCGGUGUCAAUGGCCACUUUAACGGAUUCACAUGCAGUUCCUUUAGGUGUCUGUCAGGAAAUUGUAAAACUCAGUGAAAUAUAGUCUGCAUGUCCCAUUGGUAAUCUGGGUAAAUGUACAUGGUGUCUUACCGUGCGAGGGUCUCCAUAUGUCCCCAGUCCCAUCAAGGGUAUGCUGUUCCCAUCACUUAGAGGAACGGAGUGGCUCUCAGCUGUGAGGUUCAUUCUCAUCAAAGUGUGACUCUUGGAGCUGUCACAGCCGCACGCGUCCUGGUCUAGAGCUCAGGGUUGAGUACGUCAGUCACAGAGAUAAGAUUAUCCCUGUUCUGCUGCACUUUGACACUGUUGUGGCUCCUGAGAUAACAUUAGAAAGACUCCUCCCAGGGCGGCAGUGCUGGACUGUGACAGCCCCUCGACUAAAUGUCGAUUGAGGCUACAAUUUAGGUAAUGGUUACAAAUGAUUUGAGUUGAGUUAAUAUUGAUAGAUGAUGCUCAGGGCAAGUCAAUAUAAGGUUGUGAUUUUAUUAAACCUAAGGGUUCGCCCACUCCAGGACAGUGUCCCCUAUAGCCCAAUAUUUAGGGUCAUUAUUCAUGGUCAAGAGGCUCAUAGUAACCAGGUGUGUGAAAUAAACAACUGCACAGCUGUGGUAUUUAAAGGUCCCGUGUGUGAGAUUUAGGUGAAAGGGAUCUAUUGGCAGAAAUAAUCCUAGUGAAGUUUUCACUCGUGUAUUUCAUUUGAAUUGUACAAUUGUUUUGUUUUUUACCCUAGAAUGAGCCUUUUAUAUUGAAAUACUUUAUAUUUACAUCAGGAGCAGGUCACCUCUAUGGUAGCCGCCAUGUGGUUUACAGUAGCCCAGACUGGACAAACAAACACCUUUUGAUUUUUUUAUGACAACUGAAGGCUACCACAGGUUCUCCUUCAUGUUUGGAAGGCGAUGGAGAGGUGAAAAACGCAGCCUCACCACUAUCACAAAAUUUUGCACACUUAACCUUUAUUUGUGUAAAAUACCCAGGGGCCACACACGGUAAGCAGGUGACACUGUCAAGGAGUGGAGAAAAUAAAUAUUUUUAAACUUACAUAAAACCUUUAGGGUGUAGCUUCAAACAGGUUAGACCUUUUUUUGGGGAGUGAUUGGUAAAUUGUACUUUCAGAGUAUUUUCAUGGAAGACCUUCGUUAUUUAACAGCUGACUCACAUCUAUAAUACCAUUAUUAAACAAUUGAUCAUAAGGUAAUGACUGGUUCUUGUGUGUGCUAUAGGCUCUGUUCCAGAUAUAACAUUAUUUUAAAUACUAUAGUUUCUUAGCAGAAUUACUUUAAGAAGCAGGUUUUUUUUAUAUAUCGCUUGAUCCAGUUUAUUGUGAAAGUGUUGUUGAGGGAGCCACAGUCAGCGGUGGGUUCACAAAUUGAACCCACCGCUGGUGUUUGUAUUCAGAACGACAUUUACGACCAAGGUUUAUUUUUAUUUGUUUUAAAGGUUUACACAUGCUUUGGGACACAUGGCAACGGGGCAACAGGCCGCGACGCGACACCAGCACAGUGUGACUGUCCCUUUAAGACACCGCAGGGGCUUGUGGGUAAUGUACAUCGUUUGUGUUUUGAGACGCCAGCGCACAGAUGGUCGCUUUCCCCCUGGACCCAUGAGGCUUUAAACACUUUGUAUGUAGCCUCAUUUUAAUUCACAAGUGACCGUGCGAUAUUAAUUGUUGCCCGUUUCUAAUGGGAAGCGCAACAAACGCGGGGAAACCACUAUUUAUUGACCCUUAGCAUAUGUGCACUCAAAUCAAGCUAGCUCGCUAGUUUAGCUUCCAGAACGGAAGUCACUCUCAAACCCAAGCGGUGAACGUACCGUCCAGUAAACCACAGUUUGCGGUGUUAAAAUGGCUGCGUAUCUAAGGUUGUAAUGCGCCGGGUCGGUGUUGGUAUCCCCUGUCGGGCUGGCUUCAGUAAAAAUCUGAGGCUCUGCUUUUGUUUUUAAUCGCACCGCUGUAUCGAUCGGUUGCCUGUGAAGAUCGCUGAUCGGGAGAAGCGAUGGACGAAAGGGUCGACAACGACGACAUUGUCAUCAUCGUGGAGAACGAGGCGGAGAGUCUGCCAGCCCAGGAGGAGAGGCUCAAGCAGCCGGGCACCAUCGGGCUCAUGGACACUUGUCCCAGCUGCAAGUUGAGCUUCCACAACAGGGAGCCCAAGCUGCUGCCGUGCCUCCACUCCUUCUGCAAGAGGUGUCUGCCGCCCCCCUUCAGGAGCGCCGAUCCCAGGCGGGACUCUCAGGGUCAGGUCGACAACAACAAACCACUGGGGGCCCUCCGCUGUCCGGUAUGCAGACAGGAAUGCUGGGAGAUGGACGUGCUGGAUAAUUUCUUUGUCAAGGACUCUGCUGAGAUGCCGAGCAGCACCAUGGAGAAAAGCAGCCAGGUGUGUAUGAGCUGCGAUGACAACACAGAAGCAACAGGUUACUGUGUGGAGUGUGUGGAGUUUCUGUGCCUGACGUGCAUUGAGGCGCACCAGCGGGUCAAGUUCACCAGGGAUCACACCAUACGACAGAAGGAGGAGAUGUCUCCAGCAGUUGGCCUUUCCACACAGAAACCCGUGUUUUGUGACGUCCACAAGCAGGAGCCCCUGAAGCUGUUCUGUGAGACGUGUGACCGACUCACCUGUCGAGACUGUCAGCUGCUUAAGCACAAGGAUCACAACUACCAGUUUUUGGAGGAUGCUUACAGAAACCACAAGCAGUACCUGGAGAACAUGACGCAGCAGUUACAAGAGAAACGAAGAGCCAUUGAAGAAGUGUCCAGCUGUAUCAGCAACGGACUUCAACAAGUUGAAGAAAACCGUAAGUCUGUAACAAAUGAAAUAAAGAAGUCCAUCUGUAACCUGAUCAUGGAGAUCAACAGGAAGGGGAAGAUUCUGGUUAACCAGCUUGAGGGUCUGACUAAAGAACACGAGCUGGGUUUGAAAAAGCAACAAGACGACGUCAACUCGCUGAGUCGGCACCUCGAUCAUGUAAUAAGCUUUACACAAUGGGCCACAGCCAGCCACAGUGGAACAGCUCUGCUGUACUGCAAGAGACUGAUCCUUUACCAGAUCCAUUACCUGAUGAGAGCAAGCUGUAAUCCCUCCAUCGUCCCUCAGAGUUCAGUUCGCUUCCAGUGUCGCUCUGGUUUCUGGGCCACUAACGUGGACCUUGGUGCUCUGACGGUAGAAAGGGGCCCGGGACGACCGCCCAUCCCCAACCACCAAGCACCUCCCAGAGCAGAGGCGGCCGCGGCUGCUGGAGCUCUGUCGCUCUCUGCUCAGCAGCGUCAGAGCACGCUGGCCCAGCUCCAGAUGCAGGUUGACAAGCUUUCCCAACAGUCCCACAGACAGCCCCCUCCCAACCACUGGUCCUGGUACCAGAACGUCCGGCUCCCGGGACCCCCUGGCCCUCCGCCGCCGACCAGGCCCGUCCACGGAGGAUCCUCCCCCUCCCAGGGACCCCUAGGUUUGGCACAACCGGGACGCAGGUAUGGGAGUUCCCAGCCAAACACGAGAAGUCCCACCUCCUCCAUGCUUCACAACUCGGGAUUCACACCUGCUCAGUCUCUGAGAGAUCUGAUCAAUAGCUCCAGCUUCCCUCCUAAACCCGGGGAUGUGUUGCAGGGUACUUCUCGCUACCAACAGCCUCUGUCUGCCGGAGCAGCGACACAGAUGUCCCUACAUCAGAGGGGCAUGCCUGAGCCCUCCUUCCUGAAGAGGAGUGAAGCCAGCGCAACGGUCCCCUCCAUCUCCAUCUCCAUCCCCAAACACAGCUACGUUCCAAGUCUCGCCUCAGCAUCAACAGAUAAAACAAGCACACUUAACCACAUGGCAGUUCAAGCAAGGCAGAACUCCCCGAUGGCCAAACCUUCGUCUUCAGACCGAGGCACAGGGACGUCUUCCUGGAAGCAGAGUUCUGAGCCGACGUCUGCCCCCUCAGCCAAGCGACGAAGAAGGACGUCCCCAGGGCCCAUUAUCAUCAUCAAAGAUGAACCAGAGGACGAGGAUGAAGUUCAUUUUGUGCAGUCCAGCGUUGGGUCCAGCCUGCCCGACAGCAGCACCGGGGCUCAGUCAAUGCCCCGGCUGCAGCAGAAGGUGUCUGUCCCAAACCUGGUCCCCGGAUCAGAGUCCAACACUGGGAAAGAGCAGUGUCCUCAGCCCGUUGCUCAGCCAGAGUCUGUGAAGAGAGCGGAGCCGGAGGAAGAUCCCAACGAGGACUGGUGUGCCGUGUGUCAGAACGGAGGAGAGCUGCUGUGUUGCGACAAGUGUCCCAAAGUUUUCCACCUGACCUGCCACAUCCCUUCGCUGAACGAGUCCCCCAGUGGCGAGUGGUUCUGUUCAUUCUGCCGAGACCUGGUCUCACCUGAGAUGGUGUACGACUCCGACAGAAAGGACGAGGUCGUCUCUGAGGAAUUCUCACCGGUCAAUAGAAGGAGCUGUGAGAGGUUGCUCCUGCGUCUGUUCUGCAACGACUUCAGCACUGACUUCCAGCAGCCUGCUUCUCCAUCGGAGACCAAGCGGUACAAAGAGCUGAUCAAGACGCCGAUGGAUUUGUCGAUAGUGAAGAGGAGACUUGAGUCUAAGUCGCAGGACGGUGAAUAUUACAUGUGUCUUGAGGGAUUUGUCGCCGAUGUCAGGCUCAUAUUUUUCAACUGUGCCAAAUAUUACAAGGUGACCUCAGAAGUGGGCAGCGCAGGCGUGUACUUGGAGGACUACUUUGAGGAGCAGCUGAAGCUCGCCUACCCAGAUAAGAUCUUUCCUGGUGGCAGGGAAGAUCAGAUGAUCCCUCCUUUAGAGGACGAGAUCGACGAAGAUGAAGAAAUGAUGGCAGACAAUGUGGCGCCAAUGGAAGAUGACAAACCACAGAGUCCUGCAGGACCAGGAAUCCCCCCUGUGGAAGAGGAUUUCGCUCCUCUGGAAGAGGCGCCGGCCGCGGAAGAGGAGGAAAAGUUGGAAACUGGGGAGAAGGCAACCAACACGAGCAAGAAGGAGACGGAGGAGACAGAGACAAAGGAGAAGGAAACGGAGGAGAAGGAGACUGAGGACAAGGAGACUGAGGACAAGGAGACUGAGGACAAGGAGACUGAGGACAAGGAGACUGAGGACAAGGAGACUGAGGACAAGGAGACUGAGGAGAAGGCGACAGAGGAGAAGGUUGCCACCGCUGAGGACACCACUUCUCCUACAGAUCCAGAGAAGGAUGAGAAGUCUCCCGUGAAGGAGGUGAAAAGCCCUCUCGCCGCUGAUAGUGACUCAAAAGAAGGGGUCGCCCCCUGCUCCCCAGAUGAAGAGAACCCUGACCCCCCUGCAGAGGAGACUGUAGAUGCGGCCGAAACCCAGGAGGAGGAGGCGGCAGACACAGCCAAAGAGGAGUCAGCGUAGAUGGCGGAGAGAAAGUGGAAAAAAUAGGAUUUAGUCUUCCGCAGAAUCGGCCCCAGUGGGGACCUUCAUGUGCUGCAAUCAGAUUUUGUACCAUGUUAUAUUUGCAAUAGGGGGGAAAGCGUCCGGCUCCACUGAGGAGACGUAUUUAGUGAGAGUGAUGCACAUUUAAGGGACUGAAUAAGUUCUUUGUGUUAUCGCCAUACAAAGGUUACAGUUCUGUGAUGAUGACGACACUAAGAAGCACACAACUGUUUGUUGAUAGGAUCAUGUGUAAGUUAUCACCCGUUACCUAAUCACUGUAUAUAAUGACGCCAUGAACUCGAGGCACAAACGCUGCAGUUGGAAUAAGGAAGCAAGACUUUGGAUCAGAAAUGCAUGUGCGAUGUCUUAAUAUAAAUAUGAAUGCCUCUGUUUUUUGUGUGUUUAUAGACUUGUACCAGCCACCUGGUUCAUACGCAAUUGGUGUUUUAUUGCAAUAGUAUUAUUUUCUAUUUUAUUAUUUUGAUAAGCUUCGUAUCCAACAAAUAGGGCUGCUGUAUAUACUGUACAAAGAAGUGACCCUCAUAUCAGUGUGACGGUGAGAUUGAUAACUUUGCGGGAACAAAACAGAAAUUGUUAUCACGGCUAGUUUUAAAAAGAAAUGUGGCCACUUCAAGGUCUCUUACUCCCCUGAAUCCCAAAGAUGAUUCAUCACGCAGCCGCCUUGUUGUGUUUCCUCGCAGACUUUUAUUUAUUGAAAUAUUAUCGCUCCGAGAUUGUUCAGAGACACAAUUAUCAUUUUGUCCUUGUCGGCCUCUGACAGCCGUGUGUUUUCAAGAUUGUGACCUUGUCCGUCUGCAUCAUUAAAAACAUGCUUUUAUGUCACCUCUUUGUUUUGUUGUUUUCCUCGCUUGAAUCUUAUUAAAUCGCACACGUUUAGUCAAAAACCUUUUUGACUUUUAACUUAACCCUCCCGUAACAUCAUGAACUCACCUGAGAUAAAAAUAAUUAUUUUAAGUCCUGUAAAACUUAAUCACAAACCGACUGCGCUUGAUCUGUAAAUUAAAUCUACACAAUGUUGAGCAUUAAAAAUACCUGCAUUUACAAUAUUUGUAAUAAACAGUGUUGCUUUCA
Molecule: messenger RNA, 7710 nt
Organism: Pleuronectes platessa (European plaice)
Lineage: Eukaryota; Metazoa; Chordata; Actinopteri; Pleuronectiformes; Pleuronectidae
Gene: trim24
Product: tripartite motif containing 24
Exons: 19
Coding region: 3232-6597 (1121 amino acids)
Molecular function (GO): protein binding; zinc ion binding
Source: RefSeq, a predicted model, not a curated record